This is a messenger RNA of Manihot esculenta (cassava), 3866 nucleotides long. RefSeq names its product phosphoglucan, water dikinase, chloroplastic. Gene Ontology annotation, molecular function: starch binding; ATP binding; kinase activity. The coding region runs from base 129 to 3650 and encodes 1173 amino acids. The transcript is spliced from 19 exons. The record is from RefSeq and is a predicted model, not a curated record. Lineage: Eukaryota; Viridiplantae; Streptophyta; Magnoliopsida; Malpighiales; Euphorbiaceae. Gene Ontology annotation, biological process: phosphorylation.
AUUUGUUCGUUUCAUUACUCAGCACGUGGCGCUACAGGAAGAUACGGAAACCGUUCUCCUCCUCUCUCAACCUGCAAUAAAUUAGUUUCUUGCUUCUGCGACUGUCUUUCAAUUUUCUCUACACAGAAAUGGAUUCUCUGCGUGUAUUGCACCUCUCUAAUUCCUCCCUCAGAGCCAAUCUCCACGGCAAGCAACUGAAAUUCUUCCAUGCUCCUCUUAAUCCAGGGAUUUAUUUUCGUCUUCGCUAUCAAUCAAGAUCCAUUCGUAGAAUCACCUGCAGUGCUUCUGCUACUGAAACAAGAGAGGAAGAGAAGAAGAUGAAAAAAACAAAAUCGAUGUCAGGGAAUGGAAAGGUGAGGCUUAAUGUUCGGCUAGGUUGCGAAGUUGAAUUUGGUGAGCAUGUAGUGAUUUUAGGGUCUGCCAAAGAAUUAGGUCUAUGGAAGAAGAAGGUGCCAAUGAAUUGGACAGAGUCUGGAUGGGUGUGUAAUGUGGAGUUAAGAGGUGGUGAGUCUAUUGAGUUUAAGUUUGUUGUUGUGAAGAAAGACGAGAGUAUGCUAUGGGAAGGUGGGGGUAACCGAACCUUGAAACUGCCAAAAGGAGGAAGUUAUGAAAUAGUCUGUCAGUGGAAUGCAACUGUGGAGCCUAUGAAUCUGUUACCUUUGGAUUUGAAAGAAAAUGAGGUGGAAAAAGAGAAUGUGGAUAAGAAAGGAUCUGUUAGUGGUGCCACUCUUUUGGAAGGGGAAACUAGUCCUUUUGUUGGGCAGUGGCAAGGCAAAUCUAUCUCAUUCAUGCGUUCCAAUGAGCACCGAAAUAGAGAAACUGAAAGAACAUGGGACACUUCAGACCUUGAGGGGUUGGCUCUAACAGUAGUAGAAGGUGAUCGGAACGCGAGGAACUGGUGGAGAAAGCUUGAAGUUGUACGUGAGCUAUUGGUCGAAAAUCUUGACACUGGGGACCGGUUGGAAGCUCUCAUAUGCUCUGCUAUAUAUCUGAAGUGGAUAAACACUGGACAAAUACCUUGCUUUGAAGAUGGAGGCCAUCACCGACCAAACCGGCAUGCUGAAAUUUCCAGGCUUAUAUUUCGGGGAUUGGAACAAAUUUCUUGCAGAAAAGAUACUUCACCCAAUGAAAUACUUGUUAUUCGAAAGAUCCAUCCAUGCUUGCCAUCUUUUAAAGCAGAAUUUACGGCAUCUGUUCCUCUAACACGAAUCAGAGAUAUUGCUCAUCGGGGUGAUAUCCCUCAUGAUCUCAAGCAAGAAAUCAAACACACUAUACAAAAUAAGCUUCACCGCAAUGCUGGCCCAGAAGAUUUAGUUGCUACAGAAGCAAUGCUUGCAAGAAUAACCAAGAACCCUGGGGAAUUUAGUGAUGCAUUUGUAGAACAAUUCAGGAUAUUCCAUCAUGAACUCAAAGAUUUCUUCAAUGCAGGAAGUCUUGCUGAACAACUUGAAUCAAUUAGAGAAUCUUUGGAUGAAAGAGGUGCAUCAGCUCUUACAUUGUUUUUGGAAUGCAAAAAGAAUUUGGAUACUACUGGAGACUCCAACAAUAAUUUUGAACUGAUAAAAACCAUACGAUCUCUGAAUGCUCUAAGAGAUAUAAUUGUAAAGGGUCUUGAAAGUGGUCUCAGGAAUGAUGCACCUGAUGCUGCAAUUGCUAUGCGACAAAAGUGGCGUCUUUGUGAAAUUGGUCUUGAGGACUAUUCCUUUGUUCUCCUAAGCAGGUUACUCAAUGCACUUGAAAAUGUUGGAGGGGCUAGGUGGCUUUCAGAUAAUAUGGAAUUAAAGAACGUAAGCCCUUGGAAUGACCCACUUGGUGCACUCAUUGUUGGUGUUCACCAGCUGAGUUUGUCUGGUUGGAAGCCCGACGAAUGUGCAGCUAUUGAAUCUGAGCUCCUUGCCUGGCAAGAGAAAGGUCUCUUUGAAAAGGAAGGAAGCGAGGAUGGCAAGAUAAUUUGGGCACUUAGGCUGAAAGCUACUCUUGAUAGAGCAAGAAGACUAACUGAGGAAUAUUCUGAAACACUGCUUCAAAUAUUUCCACUAAAAGUGCAGAUGCUGGGAAAAGCACUUGGAAUUCCUGAAAACAGUGUAAGGACGUACACUGAAGCUGAGAUUCGUGCUGGGGUAAUUUUCCAAGUUUCAAAACUCUGUACCUUGUUUCUAAAAGCAGUUAGAAGUACACUUGGUUCUCAAGGAUGGGAUGUUCUUGUACCUGGAGCUGCUUCUGGAACAUUGUUUCAGGUUGAGAGCAUUGUGCCUGGAUCAUUACCAUCAACCAUAGGACCUGUUAUUCUUGUGGUUAACAAAGCUGAUGGAGAUGAAGAGGUAACAGCUGCUGGUAGUAACAUAGUGGGAGUUGUGCUUCUUCAGGAGUUGCCUCAUUUAUCUCAUCUUGGUGUUAGGGCCCGGCAAGAGAAGGUUGUCUUUGUGACAUGUGAAGAUGAAGAUAAAGUUGAUUAUAUACAAAGUCUUACUGGAAAAUGUGUGAGGUUGGAAGCAUCCUCGACUUGUGUAAAUCUAACUCCAGAUUCGUCAAAUAAUGUUGGUGAGUUUACUGCAAAAGAUAUCUCUGGUAAUGGUACACCUACAACUGAAACCUCUGGAUCUCACAAGUCAGCUAUCCAAAGUUAUUCUAACCAGGGUUUUUCUUCUGGAGGUGUUAUACUACUUGCAGAUGCAGAUGCACUUUCUUCUGGUGCAAAGGCUGCUGCCUGUGGUCGUUUAGCCUCUUUGGCAGCUGUUUCACAUAAAGUUCAUAGUGACCAAGGGGUCCCAGCUUCAUUUAAUGUGCCAAAGGGGGCAGUUAUUCCAUUCGGUUCUAUGGAAUUGGCACUGAAACAGAGUAAAACCAUGGAAACAUUCAGGACACUUCUAGAACAAGCAGAAACAGCUAGACUGGAAGGUGGUGAACUCGAUAAACUAUGCUCUCAACUCCAGGAGCUGGUCUCUUCUUUGCAGCCCCCAAAAGAUAUACUUGAUGGAAUAGGACGAAUAUUUCCAGGAAAUGCACGUUUAAUUGUACGUUCUAGUGCCAAUGUUGAGGACUUGGCAGGAAUGUCGGCUGCUGGACUUUACGAGUCGAUCCCUAAUGUUAGCCCAUCAAAUCCAACUGUAUUUGCAAAUGCGGUAAGCCAAGUAUGGGCUUCACUGUACACUCGCAGAGCUGUUUUAAGCCGUCGAGCUGCUGGUGUGUCUCAAAAGGAUGCUUCAAUGGCAGUUCUGGUACAAGAAAUGCUUUCACCGGAUAUCUCAUUUGUGCUUCACACUGUCAGCCCAACCGAUCGAGAACAUAAUUUGGUUGAAGCUGAGAUUGCUCCUGGGCUUGGUGAAACCCUAGCAUCAGGCACUCGGGGCACUCCUUGGCGUCUUUCAUGUGGGAAGUUUGAUGGACUUGUACGAACAAUGGCAUUUGCGAAUUUCAGUGAGGAAAUGCUAGUAUCUGGUGCAGGUCCUGCUGAUGGGGAAGUCAUUCGUUUGGUUGUAGAUUACAGCAAGAAGCCAUUAACCAUUGAUCCAAUAUUCCGUCGUCAGCUUGGCCAGCGUCUAGGUGCUGUUGGGUUUUUCUUGGAGAGGAAAUUUGGGUGUCCUCAAGAUGUGGAGGGCUGCGUGGUUGGAAAUGAUAUCUACAUUGUCCAGACACGCCCACAACCAUAGUAGAUAUAUAGAAGUUUCCUGGUACAUAUUUAAGAAGGCUAUUUUUUAUUGUAUGGAUGCAACAUUUGCAUUGGCAAAGGGAGCCUGGCAGUAAUCUAUGUUUCAAAUAAUAAGCCAUGCUGAAAGAGGCCCUUUGUAUUUCAGCAAGUCGUAGUAGAUAAAGGGUUAUCUUAUCAGGGUAUGAACGCUUGAUUAGGUAACCCCUCUUAACGCCAA